AUGCCCAUGCCGUGCCGGUACCUACCCUCGCGUGCAGCAGCCAUUGCAUCAUGGCCCUGUGACCCCACCGCUGCGCCAUGGCUCUGUGAUCCCACUGCUGCACUGUAUCCGUGGGCUGGCUCUGCAGCAGCCGCAGCAGCGACAAUGGCAAGCAAGACGUACAGCACAGCAGUGCAUGACCCGCCGAACCGCACGAUAGCGGAGGAAGCAAAGGCCAUUCUUCACGAGCUGAAUGCAGUGGUGGCUGUCGGUCCGCGCUGGCAGCUGGACGCCUUUCUGGGCGGCACUACCCGCCUCUGUGCCAUCCAGAAGGCCCUGCGCGCGCGGCUAAACGACAAAGAAGGGGUUGUUGGAGGGCGGGGGGGGAUAGCGGGUGAUGGCAUGGGGGGGAGGAGGGCGGAAUAUUACGAAGGCGGGGAGAGCAGCAGAGACGACAUGGGAGUGUGGGGUAGCAGGGGGUAUGGCAGCAGCAGUGCUGCUGCUGGCAGCAAUGGUGUUUAUCCACCGAGCGGAAGGGAAGAAGCAGCAGGAGGAGGAGCGAUGGAAGAAGGGGGAUUUGCAGGCGUGAUGAAAAAGAAGCUGGGGCGAAGGGCCAGUCAGCCUCCAACCAUAUUCGGAUCAGCUCUAGCGGCAGCAGCAGCAGUAGACGGCAGCAGUGGUCUAGAUGGGUUGAGAGGUCGGCAAGGGGGCCUGAUUCCCAGCGAGGGUUUUGGGCCCGGACAAUCUGGGUUUGGGCGGUUGCAUCCUGGGAGUGAAGGCGAGGUGAUGAAGGUACUGGGCGAUGUGGACAUGCUUAUAGAGCGAUGCAUGGAGAUGCUUAUAGCGGAGUUCAAGGAUAGCCUCGUGAAGCACUGCAAGGCGUUUGAAGUGCCGAUGGCCAAGACUGUUUUAGACAUCAGUGCCCGAUAUGCUUCACCUCUCCCCCGCUCAAUGUCUGCUGGCGAUGGUGCUCCUGGUUCUGGACCUGUUGCUGCUGCUGCUGCCGCUGCUGCUGCUGCUGCCGCCGCUGCUGCUGCUGCUGCUGGUGCUGCUGCUGGUGCUGGUGCUGGUGCUGGUGGUGAUGGUAGAGUAAGCUCUGGGCAUCAUAGCAUAAGCAACUCGCGGUACAGCAAGAGCCUAUCCGCUAUUGAUGACAGCAGCGGCAGUAGGGGCAGUAGCAGCAGAACGGUCAACCCCAUGUACAGUGCACAGUACAGUGCACUUGUGAAGCGAUUCAAGAAGCUGUCAACUCGGCCGCCCAUCACUCUGGAUCCAAUCGCUCAGCAGCUAGCAGAUGGGGGCAAAGCAAAGGAGUGCAUGGUCGAGUACUGCACACUGCGGGCAGCAGCCCUGGAAGCGGCCAUAGCAGCUCUGGAGAUGGGGGAAAUGCGCGCCCCUGCCCUCUCCGCCCUGUCCUGGAGUUCCCAAGAGGCCUUUCUCAAGGCCUGGGUACGAGAUGCCUACCUGCUGAUGGACGUGCUGCUAGUAGCAGAGCGCUUUCUCUGCGACAGCGUGUUCCUGUUCUCCCACAACCUCUCCACCCGCUCCUUCCGCCGCAUCGUGCGCCGAGCAGCAGCGCUGAAGCAGGCGCUGCACCUGCUAUGCGGCAACGCUGCUGUCAUCUGCUCCUCUGAUGAGCAGCCGGAGAAGCUCUUCAGCCUGCUGGAUAUGAUUCAGGCCACCCAGGACCUUGGGUCACAGAAUGGGGAAAGGAAGAACAACAGCUUUUCUGUUCUGAUUGAUGGUGGAUCAGAAACAAUCUCUCUCUCCUGCUGUACUUACCUCUCCUCUCCAUCCAUCAAUUCGGAUGGAAUACUUGCUUGUGACAGCAGUUUUUCUAUCGCCAAGGCGCCUCAAAAACUAUCCCGCCCUGCCAUGUUUGACCCUCCCCUCUCCACUCACUCACCCAUGCAGAUGGAAGAUGUGCUGAUGGCAGCAGGUAUGGAAAAAGCCCAUGAGCAAUGGAAGAAGCUGCCAAAACUGCUGACAUCAGCAGCAAUAGCGUCGAUCGAUAAGCUCAAGGAGAGGUUGAACGAUGUGGGUGCAGCGCAGCAGGCUAUGGCUGUUGCAGCAUCACCACGGUCUGCUCAGAAGAUUUUCAGGUUGUGGAAGGCACCAGCGGAGGAGAGGUCAAGGGAAGAGACGGAUGUGGCAGUGCAUGCUAUCACCAGCUACACUGUCAACUACGUCAACCAGCUGCUGCGCAAAGAUGGCUCUCGCUAUGCUCGCAUGCUGGAAAGCGUCUACAGGCGAAGGGGAGGAGAGACAGGCACCAGAAGAGUGCUGAACGAGGAGAUCAGUGACCUGCUGGCAGCGCUGCACCGCAACAUGGAAGUGCGGGCAGAGGUCAUUGCAGAGAGUACUGUUGCUGCUCUCUUCAUGCUCAACAACACUGCUUAUGUCUCCAACUCUCUUGCAAGCACGAGCAUGAAGGAGGCUAUGAAACAGUCUGAGCGGCUUAAGGAGUGUGAACAAGCCUUUAUAGACGCUAUCACUGCCAAGAUAUGUUCUCACCUUCUAUGUAUGGAGGCCAGUUUCCAGCUCAAUGCACAGGAGCUCAGGAUCAGGUUAAAGCGGUUCAAUGCAGCCUUUGAGGAGCUGGCAUUGCUGCAGGGCAGCUGGAACAUAGUGCACAUCAGCACACGCAGGAACAUUCGACAACUACUGGCUACAACGCUGCAUGACAAAUACAAAGACUUUCUCAUUCCACAUAGGGACAUCUUGACAAACAUUCCCUCGUAUCGCUGGUCUCCAGAUCGCCUUCUUCGCGCUGUACAGAAAAACUUCUUCAUUGGUCCCAGUAUUAUGCGGUCAAGCUCACAUGAUGUGUAA
Molecule: messenger RNA, 2811 nt
Organism: Closterium sp. Yama58-4
Lineage: Eukaryota; Viridiplantae; Streptophyta; Zygnematophyceae; Desmidiales; Closteriaceae
Source: the annotation of a GenBank genome assembly